Messenger RNA from Talpa occidentalis (Iberian mole), 807 nucleotides. RefSeq names its product intraflagellar transport 25 (gene IFT25). Gene Ontology annotation, biological process: intraciliary transport. The record is from RefSeq and is a predicted model, not a curated record. The transcript has 6 exons. The coding region runs from base 242 to 691 and encodes 149 amino acids. NCBI's taxonomy places the organism in Eukaryota, Metazoa, Chordata, Mammalia, Eulipotyphla, Talpidae. Gene Ontology annotation, cellular component: intraciliary transport particle B; cilium; centrosome.
UUCAGUGGACAAAAGGGGAAGAAAAUGAACAAAUCCGUGAACAGUGUUAAAAGCAAAAAUUAAACCAUACUGUGGGAGAAGAUAACUGAAACACAUGCAAGAAAGCAUUUAUAUUCAGAAUAUUUUAUUUUAAAAGUUCCUGCAAGUCAAAAAGAAAGGGGAAAAGAAAAACAUGAUCAAUAGAAAAAUGGACAAAGGAUAAAACAAGUAACAAGAAACCUGUUCAACCUGUGAACAAGAAAUGGUUAAACGCUUUAAGAUGAGAAACACUGAUCUCUGUUUGAGCUCAGAAGGAACUGAGGUGAUUUUAGCUACAUCAAGUGAUGAGAAACAUCCACCUGAAAAUAUAAUUGAUGGGAAUCCAGAAACAUUUUGGACCACCACAGGAAUGUUCCCCCAGGAGUUCAUUAUUUAUUUUCACAAACAUGUAAGGAUUGAAAGACUUGUAAUCCAAAGUUACUUUGUGCGGACCUUGAGGAUUGAAAAGAGCACAUCUAAAGAGCCUGUUGAUUUUGAGCAGUGGAUUGAAAGAGAUCUAGUGCACACAGAUGGGCAGCUUCAAAAUGAAGAAAUUUUAGUACGUGAUGGUCAUGCCACUUAUUUGAGGUUCAUUAUUAUGUCAGCCUUUGAUCAUUUUGCAUCUGUGCAUAGUGUUUCUGCAGAGGGAGUGGCUGUCUCAGGUCUUUCUUAAUAACUAUAAAAAAAAUUAUUGCAUGAUUUUUUUAACAAUAUAUUUAAACAUGAAGUUGUCACUGGUAUACUUUAUUAAAGGGAUUUGUAUCAAUCUGCUUAAGUCUUUAUUUUCUC